Malania oleifera is the source of this 2616-nucleotide messenger RNA. RefSeq lists its product as uncharacterized. The coding region runs from base 1029 to 2321 and encodes 430 amino acids. The record is from RefSeq and is a predicted model, not a curated record. Lineage: Eukaryota; Viridiplantae; Streptophyta; Magnoliopsida; Santalales; Ximeniaceae. The transcript has 4 exons.
CCCUCCAUCAGUCUCGUGCUGCCUCGUCCUGUUCCUCUGUAGCUCCCUAGGGUUUCGUGCUCAUCAAAACCCCAAAACCCAUUUCUCAAAUUCCAAAUCUUGGAACGCUAAUUAAUCCCACCAGAAAUACAUCACCUACGCUUUUUGUAUACAUAAUUUGUCAAAUACUCCCAUUUUUUAUUGGAAAAUGAAAAUCUUCCCAUUUAUUGCUCGUAAUCACGCAUUUUGCAUUCCCCAUAUGCACUCUCUUGUUUUUGUCCCCCCCUCUCUUUCUCAGUCGUCCUUCACUCUCUCUCUCCCUCCCGUUUUCUUCUCAAUCUAUGUCUCUUUUCUAGGGUUCUCUUUUUCCCACUCCCUUUCAGAGAUCACCUGAUUUUGUCUUCCCCAGGUUUCUGGGUUUUGUGUGUGCUUUUGUGGUGCUCAGAGAUGGGAUUUUGAUGAGAGAUCCCUGAUGUUUUCCUCACUGCGACUUGCUGCUUGAGGCAUACCAAAAUGUUUAUCUUUUAGUUCACUGCAAGUUCCGUAAGCAAGCUUUGCCGCAGGGAAUGUGGUUUCUGCUGCAGGAAAUGUGGUCUGAUGAACCUGUUUCUGUAUAUUUUUUCCACUAGAAAACGAAGUUUUAGUUGAAACUAUGAACGAAUAUAUUUUUCUUACUGCUUUUAGCUCUCUAGAAUUUGUGGGCAUUCCUCAUUUUUUCUUAGAACAGCUUAUUUGAGCUUCUGAAGUCUCAGAUCAGUACUUUAUUUUUGUUGUGCCUUUAGAUUUCUCUGAGAUUCCUGAUGGAUUCUCCAGGAUUCCUAGUGCUUAUUUUGUACAUUUGGACCUGAAAAGCUUCGUUCAGUUCUUUUUGGAUUUGAAGAAAAAGCUGUAUUCCUGGAAUAAGAAUAAACAAGUAGCGUUCUGUUGUGGUAUAUCAACUGGGACUCGGAAAAAAAUCAAUCUUUCUGUACGAGGCUGAGCCAGAAAGAACUCUAAACGUCGGUUGUUCGGCAUUAGAAAAACUUAUUUGCUGAAACCAUAAGUUUAGGAUGGAUUUCCUGAAAGUGAAAAAGCUUAGAAAAGCUAGAAGACAAAACCUGGAACAAGAAUCAGAGGAUAAGGCUGUGCCACAGCCAGAGAAACUGAAAAAUGAAAAUGGCGGUGAUGAGAGCAAAUCAUCGAAGGCUAAUCCUGCUUCUGAAAUGGAGGAAGAUGAAGACGAUGAUGAAUUUUUCACGAAUGAGGUGAAAAAAAGGCUGAAGGAGCUGAGAAGGAACAGUUUUAUGGUGCUGAUCCCAGAGGAGUCUUGUCCGGAAGAUGAGGAUGAUGAAGAGGAAGGGGAAACAAGCUCGAGUGAGUGGAGGGACAUAGAAGCCGAUGGUCGGCAGCCAUGGUGUGGCUUUGAUGGUGUAUAUGACAAAUACUGUGAGCGGAUGCUGUUCUUUGAUAAGAUGAGUGCUCAGCAGCUAAAAGAAGCUGGCUCCCAGACUAGUACUCCUACUCCAUCACCAAGAUCUACAUCAAAAAAGCUAACUUCUCCUUUUCGCUGCCUGUCACUGAAAAAGAUUGAAGAACCUGAAGAAGAAAUGGAGCAUCUCCAGCAGUCGGAGAAUGAUCAUCGGGAUGAUCUUGAAACAGCAUAUGUAGCCCAAUUGUGCUUGACUUGGGAGGCACUUAACUGCCAAUACACUCAAUUGAGUCAGAAAGUGGCGUGCCACCCUGAAAAUGCCGCCUGUUAUAAUCACAGUGCUCAACAGUUUCAGCAAUUUCAGGUUUUGUUGCAAAGAUUUAUUGAAAAUGAACCUUUUGAGCUGGGUAUUAGGGCAGAAAUCUAUGCUCGAACAAGAAAUUCCUUGCCAAAACUGCUUCAGGUUCCAAUUGUACAAGGGUCAGAUCAUAACGAGGCAGAAGAAGAGGAGUCUGAUAUGCUGGUCCAUGCCCCGGAUCUAGUUAGAAUAAUUGAGAGCUCGAUUCUUACUUUCCAUCUUUUUGUUAAGGCAGACAAGAACAAAUCAAGAAGUGUGGUUCUUAAUUUAUUUGGAGGCCAGAAUCAGAUUGCUACCCCCCUUCAGCUGAUUCAGUCUUUUCUUGAGAAGAAAAAGAUGAAACUGAAGGAACUGUGUAAAAAGAGGAAAGGAGGGAAAAAGAAAUCAUGGCCAGCAAUGUCAGAGGAAGUGGAUCUGUUGUUUGGCCUCAUUGACAUCAAAGUUUUGUCGAGGGUGCUGAGAAUGGAAAGGAUCAGCAAGGAGCAGUUGCUUUGGUGUGAAGAAAAGAUUAACAAUCUGGAUUUAACCGAGGGGAAGCUGAAGAGAGACCCUUCUCCAGUACUUUUCCCUUGUUAAUACCUCUUUGGAAAGAUGGAUUUACAUUGUCUCGGCCGCCAAGAAGCUGCAUGGGGAUCCAGUUAUUUUUUUAGGCUUUACAGUGACCAGACUUUGAUAUCCUCUAAACAACUGAAACAUUAAUCAUGCUUUCGCUUGUAUGAUUUAUAGGCAGCAAAAUGGUUUGCUGAAGUGUUUAUCUAAUUCGCAUUGUCGGUAUGAUUUUGUCAUUUUGCUGGCAGAUACCAUUACCAGCUCUUUGACAAGCCAUUUAUAUCUGCGUAUUAUAUAAGCCUACUCAUUGGGUUCCCGGAGA